CAAGUUAUAUGCAGAGAGUUUUCGCCCACUUCCACAACAGAUCCCACAGAGCGCACUGACCGGACAGAGAGAAAGGGGGGGGGAUAUUUCUUGGCAGCGAUCAUUUUCUCUCAUAGUGGCUGUGGAGACUCAUAUCUGCGGUUGGAUAGUCAGUCGGUCGGUCAGUUCGCCCCUUCAGCCUUCACCCGCAACUUCGUCUCUUCGCCGCAGCUGACGAACAAGGGGGUUCAUGAUCACCAGGAAGCUCUUCAUUUCUUCAUACCUGGAUUAACUCUGCAGACGGCAAUAUUUUUCUUUUUAUUUCUUUGCUGUUGUUUUUUUUUUCUUCUAACGGAGAACACCCUUUUUCUCUGUCAAAAUGUUGUGGAAAUUAGCCGACAACGUGAAAUAUGAGGAUGACUGUGAGGAAAGGCACGACAGCAACAGCAAUGGCAACCCCCGGCUGCCUCACCUGCCAGCGGUCAGUCAGCACCUCUACAGCCCGUCUCCGUCCCUCUCACACUCGGCCAGUUCGGACUUCCAGCCCCCGUACUUCCCGCCUCCCUACCAGCCCAUCUCCUACCCACAGUCCAGUGACCCUUACUCCCACCUCGGCGACCCUUUCAACAUCAACUCCAUACACCAGUCGCCGUCGUCGAACCAGCAGCAGUGGCCCGGCCGACAGGGCCAGGACGGGCUCGGCGCGCACGGGAGGAGCGGCCUGGCGAGUCAGAUCCUGGGCCUGGAGGGAGGCUCGUCCGGGAUGAGGAGGGAAGGGUUCCGGCGGCCGGAGCUGCUGCCUCCGCACGCUCACAGCAUAGAUUCAUCGGUCAUCGGCGAUAACAUGGGGAUGCACGACAUGGGGCACGGACUGGAGGAUGUUCAACAUGUAGAUGACCACAGUAUUAUAAUGGCAGAUCAGACAGUCAUCAAAAAAGUAUUAGGACUACGAGGUGGCAGGAACCUUGAUCGCUUACAGAGGACUUAUUAUCAGGGGGGCAUUCUUGCGGGGCCUGUCACUCUACCCAAAGGCAACGCGCUAGGUCUUCCUUUCCAGAAGGAGUCCCUGCUGGGCAUGGUGUCAAACCCAACAGAGGUAUUCUGCUCCGUACCGGGCCGUCUUUCCUUGCUGAGCUCCACAUCCAAGUACAAGGUUACCGUGGCCGAGGUCCAGAGACGUCUGUCACCCCCUGAGUGCCUCAACGCGUCGCUGCUGGGAGGGGUUUUACGCAGAGCCAAGUCAAAAAAUGGAGGCCGCUCUCUGAGAGAAAAGCUGGAUAAGAUCGGGCUCAACCUGCCUGCAGGAAGAAGAAAGGCAGCUAAUGUCACUCUACUUACAUCUCUAGUAGAAGGUGAAGCUGUUCACUUAGCAAGAGACUUUGGUUACGUGUGUGAAACAGAGUUCCCUGCAAAGGCAAUUGCUGAAUACCUGGGCAGGCCGCACGUUGAACGCAAUGAGGUUAACUCUCGCAAGAACAUGCUCCUAGCUGCCAAGCAAAUCUGCAAAGAGUUCACUGACCUGCUUACUCAGGACCGUUCACCUCUGGGAAACUCUCGGCCGGCCCCCAUCAUGGAGCCUGGAAUCCAAGGCUGCCUGACCCACUUCAGCCUCAUCACUCACGGCUUCGGCUCUCCGGCCAUCUGUGCCGCCAUGACCUCGCUUCAGAACUACCUGAACGAGGCGCUCAAACAAGUGGACAAGAUGUACCUGAGCUCUGGUAGCGACACCCAGGGAUCCUCAGACAGUGGAAGCAAAUCUACCGACAAAAUGGACAAGCACAGGAAAUGAGAGCUCAAAGGAGAAUCCUUAUGAACUUGAGAACCCCUGAGUCCCUUAAUCUUGCUGCCCUGUCUGCCCUUUUUGGACUUUUUAAAAAAUCAAUAUUGAUUGAUAAGUAUUGUCAUUUUGAGAGCUGAAUUUGUGUGUGUGUGUGUGUGUGUGUGUGUGAGAGUAUGUGUGUACUCACACUGUUGAAUUUAUAUCAUAUUUUUUGUGAAGUUAAUGAUUUCUAAGAGCUUGUCACAGCUGGCUGCAAAUCAGUCUGUGUUGGCACAUAUUGGAGCCCAUCUUGUGAGGGCGUAAUACACACCAUAUCAUACUAACCACUAUGCAGUCCAUACAGUUGCCAAUGUGCUGAUGCUACAACCAUGAGACCUUGACAAGAGAAGGGAAAGAACAAAGUGCAUACUGUUUUUUUCUCCCUAGAGGACAUCAUUUCAAGAUGAGUUGCUGUGGCUGUGAAUUCCUCUCAGCCCCCCCCCCACCCUCCCUCCUGCUCUGUCUGGAGGCAAAUCCACUGAUUUCCUGUGUCUCAAUGGACUUGCAAAGGACAAUUUUUUUAUAUGAGAAAGAGAGAGAAGAAAAUCCACUUCAUUUUUUGUGCUUGAUUUGUACAACCACUUCAAAAUGGCUCCAGUGUUAUUGUGCUUUGUUCAUGAGAGAUGAUUUGAAUCUUAUGUAGGCCUGAAUGAGAAAAGACAAUUUUUGGUUUGUCAGUCUGCAUUCAGUCAGAAACCAGAAACUUUAAAGCCUCUUCAGUGUUCAUGUGGAUUACAGACAUAGCAAUGCUUCCAUUCUUACUCUAUCUUUUAAACCUGGCAGCGAGAACACGUUUAUUUUUGUGACCACGUUAGGUAUUCAUCUUCCUUAGUAUUUAAAAGCUUUCACCAUCAACCUAUCGACCAGUUCAGUCCUACCAGAGUGUAUGUAUGUUGUGAGAAUGUGUGUAAAUGUAUAUAUUUCUUUCUCUAAAAAUGUUUUUAAUUAGACAUUAAAUUCCAAACAUAGAAUUUUAUCCAGUGUCUCAUCCUGGAUGUAAAUAUUUUCUAAUUUAUGUUGUAAUUUAAUGGGCUUGUGUAAAUAAUGGUAUCAUUCUGGUGUAUGGUUUCACUUUUUAUGAUGAUGUGUUGAACUUUUAUAAAUGGGUUAGUUUUUUAUCAAGUAGAGGUUAGGAAGUGGGCAUGAUAUACUUUUUUGAAAACAUGUUUAAAAAAAAAACUGUUUUAAAGUUUCAGGAAAAAUAAAAAUAAA
Morone saxatilis (striped sea-bass) is the source of this 3010-nucleotide messenger RNA. It is a transcript of the gene tfap2c, whose product is annotated as transcription factor AP-2 gamma (activating enhancer binding protein 2 gamma). NCBI's taxonomy places the organism in Eukaryota, Metazoa, Chordata, Actinopteri, Moronidae. The coding region runs from base 359 to 1768 and encodes 469 amino acids. Gene Ontology annotation, molecular function: RNA polymerase II transcription regulatory region sequence-specific DNA binding; DNA-binding transcription factor activity, RNA polymerase II-specific. The record is from RefSeq and is a predicted model, not a curated record. Gene Ontology annotation, biological process: anatomical structure development; regulation of cell population proliferation; regulation of transcription by RNA polymerase II. Gene Ontology annotation, cellular component: nucleus. The transcript has 8 exons.